Quercus lobata is the source of this 1329-nucleotide messenger RNA. RefSeq lists its product as uncharacterized. Bases 1 to 1329 code for a protein of 442 amino acids. NCBI's taxonomy places the organism in Eukaryota, Viridiplantae, Streptophyta, Magnoliopsida, Fagales, Fagaceae. The record is from RefSeq and is a predicted model, not a curated record. The transcript has a single exon.
AUGGAAGAACUUACCAAGCAGAACCAGGAGAUGAGUUUGCAGGAGAUGAGGUUGCGGCUUCAACAAGAGGAGAACCGGUCUAGGACCAAUCAGGAAGACGAGGGAGAUAGUCAUAAAAGGAGCGAUCGUCGAAGACCAACUACUCUAGAUGAACCUAACUCAGAUCUUCUCCGGGAAAUGAGAAAGGAGAUGGACAAGUUGAGGAACGCCAUUAAAGGGAAGACAGAUCGAAGCCUAGAUAGAAUGGUCAGGACGACGAAUUCACCUUUUACGGCGACAAUCUUGGAAUGCCCAGUGCCGUCAAAAUUUCGCCUGCCUCAGGUUGAACCAUUUAACGGACUUAAGAACCCCCUAGACCACUUCAACACGUUCAAGACGACACUAGGCUCUUUCCCCACCACUCUCAAAGGAGCUACAAGGGAGUGGUUUACGAAGUUACCAACAUCAUCCAUUGACAGCUUUGAGCAGUUGGGCAAUUCCUUUCUACGCCACUUCAUUGAAGGACAGCACCCGAGGAGGCCAGCAAACCACUUACUCACCAUCAGACAAGGAGAGAAAGAGACCCUGAGGUCGUACAUGAAGCACUUCACUCGAGAAACUUUAGAGGUAGAUAAAGCUGAUGACAAGGUGCAGAUAACAACCUUUAAAGCUGGAUUGAAAUCCAAGGAGUUCAUGGUCUUACUCGAGAAGAAUCCUCCAAAGAUGAUGGCAGUAAUACUCCUGAAGGCACAGAAGUACAUGAACGUGGAGGACACCUUAGCCGCGAUAAAGGACAUAGAGAAGUCCAUUGAAAAAGGAAGGAAGGAAGACGACCGAAGAGGGCGAAAAAGGGAGCGCUCAAAUCGUCAGACUAACGACGGGGGUAAAAGGAAAGACGAAGAAGCCCCUCGAAUGCUAAAAUUCACCCCUUUAGUUUUGCCUGUUGACAAAAUUUUGGCGCAGAUUAAAGAUGAGCACUCUCUCAAAUGGCCAAGGCCAUUACAUUCAUCACUCAAUGUGCGUGACAAGAAGAAGUAUUGUCGUUUCCACAAGGAUCACGACCACUACACAGAGGACUGCAAGGACCUAAAGGAGCAGAUAGAGGAACUCAUACGAAAAGGAAAACUACUGAGGUUUGUGAAGAAGGGGGAACCUAGUAGGUCUAGAGAUGAUAACAAGGACAAAUUUGAAGCCUCACCAAGAGAUGAGGACUACACGUCCCAACGUCCACCAAAUGUGAAUGAGGAGAUAAAGACGAUCACAGGCGAGCCAUCUACAAGAGGGUCGUUCAGAUCCCUCAAGAAAGCAUAUCAGAGGCAGGUGAACAGCGUCUACAGAAUACCCCUUUGA